Daphnia carinata is the source of this 2150-nucleotide messenger RNA. RefSeq lists its product as uncharacterized. Gene Ontology annotation, molecular function: nucleic acid binding; exonuclease activity. NCBI's taxonomy places the organism in Eukaryota, Metazoa, Arthropoda, Branchiopoda, Diplostraca, Daphniidae. The record is from RefSeq and is a predicted model, not a curated record. The transcript is spliced from 8 exons. Bases 84 to 2135 code for a protein of 683 amino acids. Gene Ontology annotation, cellular component: nucleus.
AAUUGUUCAUCAAAAGUUAAACGUGGAUAAGUCCUAGAUUAGGUUUCAGUAAUUUCAAUUUGAAGUUUUUGUAAAACAAAGAAAUGAGUGAAGGAAUUUCAAAAAAGAGGGCCGCCAGGAUUGAGCGAAGAAAAGCCAAAAUUUCAGCAAUUUUUAAAGUCGACGAAGAACAAGAGAAAGUGCCCUGUAUUAAAGAAGAUGAACAGUUAGUGGAGCCUGUGCAGAAGCAGCCUAGACUCAGUGAUGAAGAAUACCACACACUUAGAAUAAAACUCAGAGAAAAAAAGAGGCAGAUACAGUGUGGUCCAAGAUUUAGACUAAUUCAACUAGGCCUCACAGCCAGUUUAAAUCUGCCCAAAGCCUCCCGUACUCCUGUUUUAGUGACUGAUGUGCAAUCUCUAUUUCUGUAUACUGUUGUUGGUGAUACAUAUAAUUAUGAUUCAUACAAAUGGUGUGACCUUGCAAGAUGGAAUAAUUUAACACAAACGCUAAUAUUUAUUAUUGAAGAUGUAUCAGUUGAUGAGUAUGAAGGAAACACUGACAUUUUUGCAGAGACCUUCAAAAUAUUUGAAGAUGGAGUGGAAAUGAGCAAUCCAGUAAGUGAUGGCUUUAGUCUUGAUCUUGCAUUGGCUUAUGUACCCAUUAGUCAUGAAAUGAAGAAUAGGGUUAUGGAAGGAUAUCCUUCAUUACAUGCCGCUUGUGAGGACGGAUACAUUCACGGGGUUACCGAUCCCACUGUUCAGACACUUAAUGCUAAUACAACUACAGAAUGCCAUGGUGUGAAGAACAACGAAGUUUUAUCCAGGAAGACGAAUAGCGCAGCAGAUACAGAAAUAUUCAGUCAAGAAAGCAGCGACAUAUCCACCAUUGUUGAAACAAAAACUAUCGAUGCGGCUAGGAAUAGUGAACAAAGAAGGCAAUCCACUGAGGUAGACCCAAUGAACAAAGAUGAGGUGCAUGUUGGAAAAAUAGCAUCUUCAAUCGAAGAUUCGAAAUCCGAUGUUUCGACACAAGAAGAAACAAGUGGAUGUAGUCGACUUGCACUUUUGUUAAAUGCCUCUCAGCUUAUAUCUGAACUAUAUCCUCUUCCUGGAUAUGAGGAAUAUGAAAAUUUUAAGUUCACUCAAGAUAAAUACGAUCCCGUGACUGAUCGUUCACCUAUGUUUUCGAUAGAUUGCGAGUGGUGCAUUUGUGUUGACGGGUCCUAUGGUUUAGCUCGUGUAGCCGUCGUCGACGAAAAUCUAAAAACGCUUUAUCAUACUUACGUUAAACCGGAUGUGGAAAUUGCGGAUUACCUUACCAGAUAUUCGGGAAUAACAGAAGAAUUGCUGAGAGACGUGGAGAAGAGACCAUGCGAUGUCCAGCAGGAUCUGCGAAAUCUAUUGCCCUCUGACGCGAUUCUCGUUGGUCAAUCUCUUCAGUCUGAUUUGAAAGCAUUAAAGUUGUUUCAUCCGUACAUCAUCGAUACGUCCGUGAUUUUCAAUAUGACUGGCACGCGUAGCUUCAAAAGCAAGCUUAAAGUGUUGGCAGCCUCCUUUUGUGGCCGUCAAAUUCAGAAUUCUAUGGAUGGCCAUGAUCCGACUGAAGAUGCUAUUGCUGCAAUGGAACUUGUAUUGUUAAAAAUUAAGAUGGGUACUGAGUUUGGAGAUGCGAUUCUGUCGAGGAAUGCUAUGCAAAAAAUCAAGGAUUCCGCGUUGGACCACGAUAUUCAAAUGAAGCUAUUUACGUUCAUCCAGAGUCAUAAUAGGAGUGCAACAUUGAUUACCACGUCACUGUCUCUGCAAAAAUCAUACCACCCUAGAUUACUUACACUAAACAAGGCCGUGGUUAAACGCAAAAAAGCAGAUGAAGCCUUGGUAGACCCUGUUCAGAUUGUAUUGGCUAGUGAUUUCCAGGAUGCGGUGACAAGGACGAGAGCCUCGCGAUUCAAUAGCAGUUUUACCCUUGUUCAUACGUACGCAGGAACAGGAGAACAGCACAAUCGUAAAGAGAAGCUGAAAGAAAUCGACAAAGCCAUUGCAAAUAUGUAUACUGGUAUUUCUUUGAAUGGGAUGAUGAUUGUAAUUUUUGGUGGGAAAACUAAUCCGACACAGAACGGAGCAUGUCUUGUACGCGUUAAUAAACACUCAAUUUAGGCAAUUGGGGUACUG